Molecule: messenger RNA, 496 nt
Organism: Procambarus clarkii (red swamp crayfish)
Lineage: Eukaryota; Metazoa; Arthropoda; Malacostraca; Decapoda; Cambaridae
Source: RefSeq, a predicted model, not a curated record
AUGUUAAGAGAGUGCUCCCUGGCGGGGUUUGGUCUGCCGACGGUGGGCGUGUCCUCGCCCAACCACGCCCACCUCGACUACAACGACAACGUCACGCCCAUGACCCCCCACAUAGGCGAGGGCGCCCACUACGGGAGCCACGGUGGCUUGAUGGGCGGCGCCUUCCACCAGGGUCAGAUGGAGUGUUCCCUGCGCGCCAUCCACCCCGGGGGAGACGGGGCCCUUAUAUACGGGGCUCCCACGCCCCUCCUGCAGCACCUGCAGCAGCAGCAGCAGCAUCACCCCCGGGGUAUGGAGCCCUACCCCGGGGGAGUGUGCGGGCCCCGCUGGGAGCCCGGGGGCGGCGUGCCCCGCGGGGCGGCGGGGGACAAGGCCCGCAGGGAACAACGCAUCAGGAGACCCAUGAAUGCCUUCAUGGUGUGGGCCAAGGUCGAGCGGAAGAAGUUGGCGGAUGAGAAUCCUGACUUACACAACGCCGACCUCUCCAAGAUGUUGG